Drosophila simulans is the source of this 1740-nucleotide messenger RNA. It is a transcript of the gene IFT52, whose product is annotated as intraflagellar transport protein 52 homolog. The record is from RefSeq and is a predicted model, not a curated record. The transcript has 4 exons. Lineage: Eukaryota; Metazoa; Arthropoda; Insecta; Diptera; Drosophilidae. Bases 339 to 1643 code for a protein of 434 amino acids. Gene Ontology annotation, cellular component: cilium; centriole; intraciliary transport particle B. Gene Ontology annotation, biological process: intraciliary transport; cilium assembly.
GCUAUGGAUAAGUGUGACCGCGGUAAAGUAAGAAAAAAAUACCGCUCGCUCUAGAAAAUAUGAUAUUGAUACUUUCAAAUGCUUGAAUAAACUAAUUAAAAACAAAAUUCUCUAUUGUUACUCAUCGUAAUAAAUGUUCUAUCAACCAAUAUACCACAUUUUUAAAAAUAUUAUACAACGGUCACUCUACAGUGUGCAAUAUGCACCAGAGCUUAAGUGUUGGAAAACAUCGGCGGAACACACUUAUCAAAACCACAAGAGGGCGCCACUGCGUUGCGGGGCAACCAAAUGUAAAAACAAAAAAUUGUAUUAAAAAGUUUAUUGAAUCUGCAUGAAAAAUGUCAAGCAAGCCGGUAAUCUGCUUUGAUAUAUCAAAAAAUGAACGUUUUCAAAUAUCGGAAAACUACAAAAUGAUGCACCGCAAGCUGAAGGUCAAUUGGAAUGUGGAACAAAAUGAUGCUGAACUCAGGAAGGAGCGACUUGCUCGGGUCAAGAUAUUCGUUAUCGCCGGGCCACAAGAUCGAUUCACAGAGGAUGAAUUCGAGGUGCUGAAGCACUACGUGGAGGUGCAAGGUGGCAGUCUGGUGGUGCUCCUGGGGGAAGGCGGGGAGCCGGAGUUUAAUACCAACGUGAACUUCUUCCUGGAGCAGUACGGGAUCUACAUCAACGGCGACACUGUGGUGCGACCGCACUACUACAAGAACUUCCACCCCAAGGAGUGUAUCGUGGGUGGUGGCGUUGUCUGCGAGUCCAUGUGGCGACACCUCCUCAAGCUGGACAUCGAGAAGGUGGACUUCGAUUUCAGUGACGAGAAGUACAAGAUACACUUUCAAUAUCCCUAUGGGGCCACGCUGAAUGUAUCGGAGCCUGCGAAUGUCCUGCUUACCACGGGUCCAGUGGUGUAUCCCUUCAAUCGUCCCUUGGUCGGCUACUUUACAAACGGGAAAGGUGGAAAAAUCCUGGCGGUGGGAUCUGGAUACAUUUGGCAUGACAAGUAUCUGCAGGACAAGACCAACGAUGCCAUGUUUGAGUACUUGAUAAAGCUGCUUGGAGGCGAUGAGAUUACCUACAGUCACUUGGACUUCAACGAUGUGGAGCUGAGCGACAACAAGCACUUCACCGAUAUUGGUUUCCUGGCCGAUAUGCCAAAGGCCUGCCUAAUCGAUUCGAUUGGAACCGACAUGCCCACGGACUUCAAGCAGAUGUUCGACAUGAGGCUCUAUGGGCUAAGCAACCGGCUGCUCAAGGACGUCAUGGACACCUACGAACAACUGCACGUCAAGUACGAGCCGCUGAAGAUCAUCAAGCCGCAGUUCGAGAUUCCGCUGCCCAACGUCCAGUUGGCCACGUUUCCGCCCAUCUUCAGCGAGCCUUCGGCUCCGCCGCUGGAGCUGUACGAUCUCGACGAGACUUUCAGCGGAGCUCGAUCCCAGCUGGCGCACAUGACCGGCCAGGUGCUGCAGGCGCUGCAGUCCAAAGAGCCACAAAGAAGGGCUCUCAAUCACCGGGAGCUGGAGAACUACAUCAAGGAGUGCGCCAGGAUUACGGCCAUUGUGGACGAGCGCCAGGAUAUGGCAGCUCGUGAGAUACUCAACAUCGUGGCACGGCAGAUUAUCAGCUACAGACCUUAUGCGGAGGACUAGAACGCUCCGAUUACUACAUUCCUUGCAACUUUUUCGGGCCAAUCAGCAAAAUAAGAAUUAUGUGAACAUAUAUAUAUAUAUAUAUAAAAUUUAAAAU